This is a messenger RNA of Sphaeroforma arctica JP610, 691 nucleotides long. RefSeq lists its product as hypothetical. The coding region runs from base 180 to 596 and encodes 138 amino acids. Lineage: Eukaryota; Ichthyosporea; Ichthyophonida. The transcript has 2 exons. The record is from RefSeq and is a predicted model, not a curated record.
GUUCGAGGUUUCGGUGUCGCUAAUACAUGCGCUGUUAACAGACCGCAAAACAGCACUUCAACACACCCCCAUCCCUUCUCGCUGCACAGAAAUAGCAACAACAUUUGAAAUUUACAUGUUAUUAUAAAUCUACGAUAAAAGUGUUAGUUACUGGAUCCUCAGGUCACCUGGGCGAGGCCAUGGUUCGACACCUGCGCAGUCUGAUGCGUAUGACGUGCAGGCGCCAACAACAUGGGAGCUCCUUUGUGUUCACAUCCUCCACAACCGUGUUUGGUGAUGCUCUAGUUGAUAAAACCGGGCCUGCUACGUGGAUCACCGAAGAUGUUGUAUCCACGCCCAAGAACAUAUACGGGGUCACCAAGAAAGCGCCGGAGGAGAUGUGUCAGCUAUUCCAUCGUAACAAGGGACUGAAUGUGGUGGUACUGCGCACAUCACGAUUCUUUCUGGAAGACGACGACGAAGCACACGCAGUGGCGUAUGAGGAUAUGAAUGCGAAAACAACUGAGUUUUUGUACCGAAGAGCUGAUAUACAGGAUAUAGUGGACGCGCACGUGCUGGCUCUGGAGAAGGCCCCUUUGCUGGGAUUUGCUAGGUAGGUAUCUUGUCCUCAUAUUCAAUGUGUAGAACAUGUGCCUCUGGCGUGUUUGCGUACUUCAAACAGGUGGUAUGUAUACGUACACGCAGUUUCAGA